Penicillium roqueforti is the source of this 2349-nucleotide messenger RNA. RefSeq lists its product as uncharacterized. Bases 1 to 2349 code for a protein of 782 amino acids. The record is from RefSeq and is a predicted model, not a curated record. The transcript is spliced from 2 exons. NCBI's taxonomy places the organism in Eukaryota, Fungi, Ascomycota, Eurotiomycetes, Eurotiales, Aspergillaceae.
AUGAAAAUCUCUACAUGUCUUGUGCCGUUGAUGGGAGUUUACGGGGCAGAUGCGAAAGGUAGCUUCCUCCAGUCUCCAUCUAUCGUUGCCACCAACAUCAAUCCCGCAGAAGCGAUCCAUACCACAACCGUUGAGUAUGAUGGGAAGGACGGUAUCUUGUUGCCCCAAGACAACCGCAAUGGAUGGGUCAAUCCUGAAGAUUUGGCUCCUAUGCCACAGUGCAUCGCCCAGCAAGAUCAGUCCACCUGGCUGCGUGCCAUGACGAAAUGCACCAGCAAACGAUGCACCUCCCACUUUGCUUUUAUCUGCACCCACCACCAAUGGCUGACUCAACUCAGCUGCCUCAGCAUUGCAUUCUCCCCCGACAUUAUCGAAAGUUAUCUCCCAUACUGUGGUCGAUCGGUUCUCGCCAAAGCGCAGUUGUAUCAAUGGGUUCAUAUUAUCACAGGUCGAACGUGGCUUAUCGAUGUCGGCGACGCGAGCGGUCUGAAAAGUCUCUCCCCACACUCCCUAGCUGAAGGGUAUGCAGCCGUUAACGUGAUUCACAAUGCACCAACAUGUCUGAGCGACUCGGUCUCCGCUUCAUCGAUGGAACCAUUCCGACAUGUAAUGGCCUCCUGCGGUUUCACAAGCACUACCCAACACACCGGAAACGCUGCUCGUCCCUGGGAGUAUAGUGAAAGGCUACGUUCUAUGAUCGCUCUAGAUUUUGAAACUGUUGGUUACGAUCUCGUUCAGCGUCGCAUCUACGAUCUGGUCCUGCAUCGCAUCGGCGAUGGCGACUAUUUUGACAAAGAUUGCUUCUGCAACACCUUCAAUAUAGAUCUCAACAAUGAACCUUGUUCAGGGUCAGGACAACUAGACUUCACAAAGGAGCGUCUCUGGAUUUAUGCCACGUGUGGGUCGACAUCCUUACCCGAGAACUGGGCGGACACACUCAAAACCACCCAAUUCGCGUACAUUCCCAUCGAAGAUUGGCACUGGCCCAAAUGCGUCACGGAUAUGCCGGAGCAAGUGAUUGGGCUCACUGAUCAGUGUGCAACCGAUGCUUGUGAGGUCGGUGGCUACUGCAAAAUCAAGCGCGCAGUUGACAGGGCUUGUUUUUGUCGCAACAUCAAUUAUGAUUCCUGCGGAGGGUCGUGCCAGAUAUUUGAGACACGAAUUGACUAUAUCAAGUGGCUCCAUGAUCUUUGUGGCAAUGUGCAGGACUGGCACGGUCUGCCAGAUAAUUGGCGUCAAUUAGCCGUCCCGACUACCCUCGACAUGAUUCCGUGGGGUUGGAAAUUGAAGCCAUUUAACGAUUCAGACAUUACCUAUACCGCCUCUUUGGGAGACGCAAGGGCAACCGAAAAAUGUGCCUCGAAUGAGUCUAAACUCACAAGCUUUGCUCUAGUCAAUAUAGCUACUUUUCUUGGAGUAGCUCUCAGCCAGAGAAUAAGGAUAAUACGUCGAGUCGCACGCCGCCUUCCGUGGAACCCGCAGCCGUGGCCAUGGGUUGUCAAGGGAACAUUAAUCGCCGCCCUACAACUCUUUGCAAACCUGUUCAAUAUUCUUCUUAUUCAACAAACCCCUGGCUAUGAGAACGUUCCCGUGAUCCAAUUAAUGCUUCUCUGGAGCUCAAUGCCUCGGCCUACUUGGCUGACGAUUUCUUUGAUUGGUGUACCAACCUUUGGAGAUUUGAAGUUCUUCGCGGCCGGGUCUUCGCUAUAUGCUGAAGUGAUCCUCCAGUUUCUAUCAGCAUAUUACCUGCUUAUGACCGUUCAUUAUGGUCGAAAACACCAUUUCUACUUUGGAGGCAUGGACGGAGCGGAGAGGGGGGGACCUGCAAAAAUGAUGUAUGCCGGAGCACUCGCGUGGCUUAUCAUAGUUAGCGUGGUGAUUGCUCAGGUAAUACGGGCUAUUAGGAUGAGCAGGUUGACUAGACCUGUUUUGGACACACCAAACUGGCAGGGAGGCAAGCAGACAACAUCGAAGAUUGAGGAACUGAUGGACCACCUGGAUGAAUGUUGCACAGGGUUAGUGGAGAGUAGGGGCUCAGAAGAAACACCGUUGAUGGGGAGCGAGGGUAGGGACCCAGAAGAAACACCGUUGAUAAAGAGCAAAGGAAGAGAUCACACGGACUAUGGCACUUACUCUGUGAAAGGCCACGAUGGCCGGGUUUCCAAGAAAUCAUUUGUGGGAUUGUAUGCGGCUACGAUCAUCAGCAUGCUCCUUCUCUGGAUUGCGCAAUGGCUGUUUUGGGGUGGAUUUAUUGGUCUUAGUGCGGAAGAGUUCUGUUUGCCUCAACUUAGGGUCCUCACGGCUAUCUGGACUGCAUUCUCAUUAGUAGGCGCUAUUCUUAUUAUUUAG